GCUCCGCUGGGUGAGUCCGCGCGCGGCUCUGUCCCGGCGCUGCAAGUGAGCUGCGCGUGGCCUCGCGGGCCGGGGUGCGGCGGCAACAUGCGUCCGCUGCUCGGCCUCCUCCUGGUCUUCGCCGGCUGCACCUUCGCCCUGUACUUGCUGUCGACGCGACUGCCCCGCGGGCGGAGUCUAGGCUCCAGCCAGGAGACUGAGGGCAGAUCACUGUGGUUCCCCUCAGACCUGGCGGAGCUACGAGAGCUCUCGGAGGUCCUUCGAGAGUACCGGAAGGAGCACCAGGCCUACGUGUUCCUGCUCUUCUGCAGCGCCUACCUCUACAAACAGGGCUUUGCCAUCCCUGGCUCCAGCUUCCUGAAUGUUUUAGCUGGUGCCUUGUUUGGGCCAUGGCUGGGGCUUUUGCUGUGCUGCGUGUUGACCUCAGUGGGUGCCACGGGCUGCUACCUGCUUUCCAGUAUUUUUGGCAAACAGCUGGUAGUCUCCUACUUUCCUGAUAAAGUGUCUCUACUGCAGAGGAAGGUGGAGGAGAACAGAAACAGCUUGUUUUUUUUCUUACUGUUUUUGAGACUUUUUCCCAUGACGCCAAACUGGUUCUUGAACCUCUCAGCCCCGAUCCUGAACAUCCCCAUUGUGCAAUUCUUCUUCUCAGUUCUUAUUGGUUUGAUCCCAUACAAUUUCAUCUGCGUGCAGACGGGCUCCAUCCUGUCAACCCUAACCUCACUGGAUGCUCUUUUCUCCUGGGAAACUGUCUUUAAGCUGUUGGCCAUUGCCCUGGUGGCAUUAGUUCCUGGAACUCUCAUUAAAAAAUUUAGCCAGAAACACCUGCAGUUGAAUGAAAUAAGCAAUGCUAAUCAUAUAAAUAGAAAAGAUACGUGAUCUGGUUUUUCUGUUUGCUAUCUCCCUGGACUCUACUGCUUAUUUGUGUAAUGGGUGUAAAGACCCUCAUUGUUUUUCAGUUACCCUCAGCAGGUGACUUAGACACUCUGUUCAUCUGUGGGCAGUGUCUUGUCAUAAAAGGACACUGCUCUUGAUGGUGAAUUAUAUCAGGUUUUUGCACCGGCCCUGGCUUAGCAGGACACGCUGUGAAAUGGAUGACCUCUUAGAAAAUCCUGUGUAUAUUUUAUUGUCUGACAAGCUCAGGAUAACCAGUUGUAUUUGCCUCAUGUCAGCCCCUGAGCGGCUUUGGAAGACGAUGCUGAUUUUCCCUGUCCAGUGUACCUCUUGCAAAGUGACAGACUGUUGUGACAGGUGUCCUGUUAAGUCCCUGUGGAUGUUAUUCAUAUCAGUGAUGACAUGUGAACCUACAUCACUGACAUCAUGCUUCAUCUUCUGUUAGUCUCUUGAAGAGUGUUUCUUUUGUACUUUUUUGCUGAUGACCUACCUCUUCAUAAGUCAAAUGAAACAAACCAAUGAACUGCCUGGGACUUCCAUAUAGAGCUCACAAAUCGAUGAUUUCUGUGAUCCUCAUGGUUGCAUGUCCUGACAGUUAAGCUGAUUGCAAACAGACCAUUAAAUGUGAAUGGAGCAAACUGUAUGUUAUGGAUAUGUUUUUGAGAAAUCCUUAUCCUUCUGGGUGGGCAGGGCCCUUGACUCACCUGAAUCAGAUGGUCAUCCAUACAUUUUCUCAUCUGUCCUUUCUGCAUGGGAAUCACUUCUGUGUCCUCCUUCCUGGGGAAUAAUUCAGGAUGGGAGGCUGUCAGCCCUGUAUCCUUGAAUGUUUUUUUUGGAUUUUUCGUUUUUGCCACAAAUAACUGAGGAAUAAUUGUAUUUUAUCUUUUAAUUCAAAGAGGAAAGCAUGGUUUCUGCUUACAUUGUUGUAUCUUGUAUCUUAAUUGCCUACAGCUGCCAUUACUUCCUACAGCUACAGUAUUGAAUUGGCACAGACCUGGAUUAAUGCUUCCAAGAACAGAAAGACCUUGGUGCUUAAACCAGCUCUGUGAUCUUGUACCAGAACCGUUGCUCUCGAUUAUCACUUGCUGAGUUAAUGAUUUGGCUUGGCCAAGAAUCUUGCCUAGCCUUUAAUCUAGGCCUCUUGAUCUACAUGAAUUCUUAGGAAUACUCAUGUUCUGUAGGAAGAAUGGAUUCCCAAAUAGUGUUUUUUUGGUCAUUGUAUGAUGCUUUCACACCAAGGAUGUCAUUUUUAAAAAUGUGUUUCUUUAAAAGAAGCCUUGAUAACAAGAGUAGGAGGGGUGAGGAGGUGGCAGACUAUGAAACCUUGGUAGUCUUCUGGAGUAGGGGAAGGAAAGACAAACAGGAAGUUUUGCCCAUGAUUGCAAAUGUGCCCCCUGCCCCUUUUCAGGAACCUUAGAUCUGUCUCCCACUCUCUACCCCCACGAUUUUGCAACAAUGUGCCUUAUCGGUUGUGUGUCUAGGCAAAGCAAUUUUCCAAUAAAUGGAUAUAAAUGUUCUAUGUGG
This is a messenger RNA of Carlito syrichta (Philippine tarsier), 2418 nucleotides long. RefSeq names its product transmembrane protein 41A (gene TMEM41A). The coding region runs from base 88 to 879 and encodes 263 amino acids. NCBI's taxonomy places the organism in Eukaryota, Metazoa, Chordata, Mammalia, Primates, Tarsiidae. The record is from RefSeq and is a predicted model, not a curated record. The transcript is spliced from 5 exons.